Phaeodactylum tricornutum CCAP 1055/1 is the source of this 519-nucleotide messenger RNA. RefSeq lists its product with no specific name. NCBI's taxonomy places the organism in Eukaryota, Bacillariophyta, Bacillariophyceae, Surirellales, Neidiaceae. The transcript has a single exon. The record is from RefSeq and is a predicted model, not a curated record. The annotation marks the transcript as partial. Gene Ontology annotation, molecular function: oxidoreductase activity.
AUACUCGUGAACAACGCUGGUGUCAAUGUCCGACAAACAGCCGAUGAUUUGACCAGUGAACACUGGCAGCAGUCAUUUGAGCUCAUGCUUACGGCUCCCUUCAUGCUCACUCGGGCUCUGUCAAAAAAUAUGAAAGCCCGACAACACGGCCGCGUGAUAACCAUCGCUAGUUUGCAAUCCUUCCGUGCAUUUCCGGAUUCUUUACCGUAUGCAACCGCCAAGACGGGGGUACUGGGACUGUCGCGCGCACUUUCAGAAGCAUACGCACCACCUCACGGUUACCACAAUGUCACGUGCAAUGCAAUUGCACCGGGAUAUGUCAAGACGAAACUCACUGCUUCGGUCUUUGCAGAUAUCGAACGCAGCCGACGACUGGCUGACGCUACUUUGUUAGGUCGCAACAGCGUACCUUCUGAUCUGGUGGGGGCAACCGUCUUCUUAGCGUCGCCGUCGGCCUCCUACAUUACUGGACAAACUCUGUCUGUUGAUGGUGGUUUCACGGCUCUCGGCAUGCGGUAG